UAAUACGGUUCCUACCGUGGCUUCCACCCUGAGGGCCAAGAACCUAGCCGCACCAACAACCAACAAGACCAGAUCCGCAGGGGCCGUUGACCGAAGAUGGCGAUGGCGGCUCUCCGAUGCACCGCCGGAAGGAGGCUGGCCGGUGGCGGCCGCGUUCUACCGCCGGCGCUCAGCCGGCCUCGCCCCGCCGCUCCCGGCUUGGGCCGCCCAAAUCUCACCCAGGCCUUUUCAUCGCACGGGAAAGAAGAAGCCGGGAGGGAGGUCCUGGAGCAGAUCCAAGAGAAGAAGGAGAAGCUGUACGACCUCAUCCUGCGCCACGGCUAUAAGCGCAAUGACGGCUCCAUGUGCUACGCAAACGUCCAGCUCAUGCAUCAUCUCUCCGCGCACAUCAAACCUAGGCCCGAAAGCAUCGCGUGAGAGGUAUUGACUGUGGAGUGAUUCAGUGGGUUAAUGGACCCUGGCCUGUCAUACUUCAGAGGUGCCUGACAAACUAUGGGAGAUGUUUCAUGACCAGAACUGUGGCAGGGUGAUGGAUGAUGCGUCUUGAACUACGUCGGUAUUUCCCCAAAGAGGAAGGGAUGAUGCAGCACAGCUACGGUAGGUAUUUCCCUCAGUGAUAAGACCAAGGUUAUCGAACCAGU
Molecule: messenger RNA, 641 nt
Organism: Triticum aestivum (bread wheat)
Lineage: Eukaryota; Viridiplantae; Streptophyta; Magnoliopsida; Poales; Poaceae
Exons: 3
Coding region: 97-417 (106 amino acids)
Source: RefSeq, a predicted model, not a curated record